Suillus plorans is the source of this 1180-nucleotide messenger RNA. Its product is annotated as amp-CoA ligase. The transcript is spliced from 3 exons. Bases 171 to 872 code for a protein of 233 amino acids. Lineage: Eukaryota; Fungi; Basidiomycota; Agaricomycetes; Boletales; Suillaceae. The record is from RefSeq and is a predicted model, not a curated record. Gene Ontology annotation, molecular function: medium-chain fatty acid-CoA ligase activity. Gene Ontology annotation, biological process: fatty acid metabolic process.
UCCCUUACCUAUGGUAGCCACGAUUUGCCAUCGAGCAUCGACUUGAUCGAAUGAUGAAACGUAAUGUCGCGGGGUUACUGCUUUCGGUUCCCGCUUGAAAAUGACUACUUAUUCGUGCAUGAUAUGUAUCUCGUCUCAAUAGUCAGCCUAGGCGUGCACAAUCAUCCAUCAUGGUUGCUUUAUAUCAUGAAAGUCAUGUCAAUUACCCUCCACUUGAUGGAUCUCUGUCUCUCCCUGAAUUGGUGGAAUUCAAUGCGCAAAAUAACUCAGACGUCACUUUCUUUGUCUACGAAAAACCUGACAGGAAUGAUUUGGUCUCCAUCUCACACUCAGACUUCCAUCGAGCUUGUCAUCGGGCCGCCCAGGCGAUUAGGCCAGACUGCGCAGGUGCAGACAAAGAAGUGGUCGCCCUCAUCGGGAUCUCCGACACCAUUCUUUACCAGACAAUAUUCAUGGGUAUCAUCUUCGCUGGGCUAAUUCCAUUCCCCAUGUCCCCUCGUAAUUCGGCGGCGGCAGUCACGAACAUGAUGCAGAAAACAAGAUGCUGUCGUUUAAUCACGACUCAACACUCUCUUGCUUCCUUGAUCGAUGGAGUCAAAGCGGGUUUUGUGUCUCACGACCCUCAAACGAGCCAGCUCCAGAUCGACGAGAUUCCGGCGUUGAAACGCCUGUACCCCGCGCUCGCUGGUGGUACUCCAGACGGGGUCAUUGUCCCGCACUCUUCCCUAGGUUUGCCGUGGUCUAAACAUGAGGUAUUAUUCUACCUGCACUCCUCUGGCAGCACUGGCUUCCCCAAACCCAUUCCAAUAAGUAACCUGACUGCCAUACAUUGGUGCAUAACUGGAAGGUCGUCAAGUAGGCGACCUCACUAACAGUCAAACAGUUACGUGGAAGAGCGUAUGAUUGUAGAAGCGGUAAGAAAGAGAUAAGUCUCAGUACAGGAGCGUCGUACUAUAUAUAGGGAUCCGUGAAGUAAGGUGUCCAAUCAACGACGUAGAUAAGUAUAACAUGAUGCGUCAUCGCUUGCGUCAUGUGCCGCGUCAGUGUGUAGUAAGCAUCCAGCUUACACCCCUUCCUACUAUCUUUGAGCUUGUUCGUUCUCCCAGGCAUCUAGAGCCUCGCAGUCUUCUACUUCCCUCCGCGGUAACCAUUCGUCGUCUCCUUCUCCAAAGCCGACCCA